Molecule: messenger RNA, 1308 nt
Organism: Molossus molossus (Pallas's mastiff bat)
Lineage: Eukaryota; Metazoa; Chordata; Mammalia; Chiroptera; Molossidae
Product: zinc finger protein 723-like
Biological process (GO): regulation of DNA-templated transcription
Molecular function (GO): DNA-binding transcription factor activity, RNA polymerase II-specific; RNA polymerase II cis-regulatory region sequence-specific DNA binding
Source: RefSeq, a predicted model, not a curated record
AUGGCUGCUCCCCAGGAACCUCUGACCUUCAGGGAUGUGGCCAUCUACUUCUCUCAGGAGGAGUGGGAAUACCUGGACCCAGCCCAGAGGGAACUGUACGUGGCCGUGAUGUUGGAGAACUACAGGAGUCUGGUCUCCCUGGGCCUUGCUGUCUCUAAGUCAGCUCUGGUCACUUUUUUGGAGCAAACGAAGGAGCUGUGGGAUGUGAAGGGGAAAAAGACAAUACCCAUCUGCCCAGCUGUGUCCUCUGAAGACAACCAGGAGUUUCUGCAAAAGCCGGGAAGAAAAGAUUUGUUCUCUCAAAUAAUACUGAAUGCAGAUCAUGGAGGCAGACGUUACCAGUGCGGUGAACACUGGAGAAACUUACACCAAGAGUCAAAUGCUAAUACACAUCAAAGGACUCAGCAUCCAGCAAACCAUUAUGAGGGUGGGAGAGUAUCUGACCAAAUGCCAAAGCACAAUGAAGAUCAGGUCUUACUGUACACAAGAGAAUUUAUACUGGGGAGAAACCAUACCAAUGUAGAAAAUGUGGCAAAGCUUUUAGCAAGUCUUUAAACCUUACUAACCAUCAGAGAAUUCAUAAUAGAGAGAAGUCCUAUAAAUGUACAGCAUGUGGAAAAACCUUUAGCCAGUCUUCAAACCUUAUUCACCAUCAGAAUUCAUACUGGAGAGAAGCCCUUUAAAUGUACAGAAUGUGGGAAAACCUUUAGCCAGUCUUCAAACCUUACUAGCCAUCAGAGAAUUCAUACUGGAGAGAAGCCCUAUAAAUGUUCAGAAUGUGGCAAAUCUUUUAGCAACCUUUCAAGCCUUACUAAGCAUCAGAGAAUUCAUACUGGAGAGAAGCCCUAUAAAUGUUCAGAAUGUGGCAAAUCUUUUAGCCAGUCUUCAAACCUUACUAGCCAUCAGAGAAUUCAUACUGGAGAGAAGCCCUAUAAAUGUUCAGAAUGUGGCAAAGUUUUUAGCAACCUUUCAAGCCUUACUAAGCAUCAGAGAAUUCAUACUGGAGAAAAGCCCUAUAAAUGUUCAGAAUGUGGCAAAUCUUUUAGCCAGUCUUCAAACCGUACUAGCCAUCAGAGAAUUCAUACUGGAGAGAAGCCCUCUAAAUGUACAGAAUGUGGGAAAGCUUUUAAGAACCUUUCAAGCCUUACUAAGCAUCAGAGAAUUCAUACUGGAGAGAAGCCCUAUAAAUGUUCAGAAUGUGGCAAAGCCUUUAGCCAGUCUUCAAACCUUACUAGACAUCAGAGAAUUCAUACUGGAGAGAAACCUUAUGAAUGUGGAAAAUGUGAUAGAACCUUUAACCAACGUUAA